This is a messenger RNA of Pogona vitticeps (central bearded dragon), 3690 nucleotides long. It is a transcript of the gene MAL2, whose product is annotated as mal, T cell differentiation protein 2. The record is from RefSeq and is a predicted model, not a curated record. Lineage: Eukaryota; Metazoa; Chordata; Lepidosauria; Squamata; Agamidae. Gene Ontology annotation, biological process: myelination. Gene Ontology annotation, molecular function: structural constituent of myelin sheath. Gene Ontology annotation, cellular component: membrane.
ACCGCCUAUUACCCCCCGCCGCGCGUCACCCUCCCGGCCGGCUUGGAGAUCCUGCGCACCUACUCGGGGGCCUUCAUCUGCCUGGAGAUCCUUUUUGGAGCGCUCGUCUGGAUUUUGGUUGCGGCCACCAAAGUCCCUUUGCCGCUGCUACAGGGCUGGGUGAUGUUUGUAUCGGUGACGGCCUGUUUCUCGUCCAUCACCUUCCUCAGCGUUUUUCUCUUGAACUACAGAGACAGAAUCGCGAUUGACUGGAACCGUUUGGAUUUUCUUUACCACGCAGCUGUCUUUGUCUUUUAUUUUGGCACCUUCCUUCUACAAGCGGCAACCACCUCCUUGCAUGCCCAUCCGAUGAAGCUCAGUGCGCAUCUUCCUGCCAACUCUACCGCCGUUGUCUUCUAUGAAAGACUUCUCAAUGACCAUGAGUAUAACUUGAGUAUAGCAGCUGCUAUUUUUGCUUUUGCAACAACUGUGUGUUAUGGGUGCAGCACAACCCUGGCUUUAAGAAGAUGGAAGCUAUAGCACUGGAAAAGACAGGCAGCUCAACAGCAUCCCGGACUGCUUUGUGUCCCCGUUCAGAAGAUCAAACGAUGUUUGAUGUGCUCGUCAGAUAAGAGCAGAGUGCCAACAAGUGUUUGGAAUGCAUUUAUAUUUUUCUAAAAUGUUGGUGCACACUUGCUUGUGCAUUUGCACACACAGACACACAAUAAGUCCCAUGUCAUCAUUUUAGAUAUAUAUAGAGAUAUAUAUAUAUAUUUCGACAGGGGAGAAGCAUUUUUACUUUAAAACUGGACCAAAAAUGCCACCCUGUUUUCACAAGUUUUAGAAUGCUGUGCAGUGUUUUUGGCCUUGUUAUGGAGGAACAAGAGAAACCCUUAUGAUUUCUGGAGAGUUGCUUUGCUCGGCGUGGUGGAAAACAGUGGAUUUAGUGGGCAAGUUCUUGAUGACUCUGCUGGCUGCUGUUUGCAGGUGUCUUCCACUCUUUCCCAUCAUCACAUUGCCACUGAAAUGAUGCUGCAUCUGAAUGCCAAUGCUUCCCCAUUGCAGGGAAUAGUUUGAAAACCUCCUUUGCUUCAUGCAGCAACAAAGCAAUUCAUUGGAAAAAAAAAUAAACAGAAGAAGCCAUUCCCAGUGUCAAAUGUUCUUCUCGCCCACCACCCCCUACAACUAAUUAAUUUUUCUCUUCCCCUUCCUUGUCCCCCGUUGCCUCCCGUUUUAAAACAAACAGUUCCAAGUGGAAAAUGACCGAUCUGCACAUUGCUGUCCACUGCAUUUAAUUUAUUUAUUUGUCCAGCUUUCAGUUUCUUGUGUUCACCGAACUCUUAUGAUGGAGCAAUAUCCUCUGCAGCAGAUAGUAUUAUAAUAAAGUUGAGUGAUAACUAGGGUUGUCAUUAGCAGACAGUUGGAUUUUUGGUGCUAAACAACAGCUUGCGGGAGAAAUAAAAGAUCCUGGCAAAUGCGUUGUGCAUUAAGGAUGCAUGCAGACACAGGGAGGCAGCUAUAAAACGCGAAACUGCAGUGCUUCUGGCUGAAAAUUAACUCUCUUAGCAACCUGACAAAGUCAGUUGCUGAGCAACCACCAUUAAUUUCAGCUGAGUAGGAGAUGGAACCCGGAUCGCCAGGUCUUCGGAUUUGGCCCUGACUUAGGUAUGAAGGUCCAUCUUCGGAGCCUGAAGGUGGUAAUUUAAAAUCUCAGGGCCAUCACUUAGGGUUCAUCUACACAACACACUGAAUGGCAACUGAACUCCACUCUAAAUACUGUGACUCCGUUCUGCAGAACUUUUGGCUUUGUACUUAGGUGGGGCACUUAGCAUGCUGUGCAGGAACACUCGAUCUCUUUAGUUCAAGCGUGUGCAGCAGAAAUGUCUAGCAGAGUAUUUUGUCUACCUUGCCAGCAUGCGCACCCCAGCAUUGCCAUGAGAUGCACCCAUGGCAAUGGAAGUGGGCUCAGACUGCUAUACCUAUGUAGCACACAUUUGCUCUUCAUCUUAGAUUAUUCUCUUAUGAAGCUUGGGUCUAGAUAGAUUGCAUCAUUUUAAACUUAUUUAGAUAGUUACUCAUCCCUCUUACAUAGAAAAUAUUGCAUGAGAUUUUCCUGUCCCCUCUAAAUCCACUUCUUUAUUGCUAAGCUGUGUCUCUCACCUCUAUUUAGCUAUAAUAUUUUUGUCUUCAAUCUGAGGCUUUUGCCAUUCUAUAAGGGACCCCCAUGACAGCUUGUGAAUAGGGCUAGAGAUGGCUGGUGGAUUUCUCCUUUACGUAACGUUCUUGUCGUGGUGCCUGUACAGACAAGGCCAUGGGUUUUGUCACUAGUAAUCAAAAUUUAAUCUUUCAUAAACAUUGCCUUUCCAUUUUUAAUUUAUGGAAGUGGGGGAAGUAUUCCUCCAGUACAUAUAAAAUAUCUAGCUUUCAUUAUUACGCUGCACUUUUCACCUAGAAACCUCAAAGCACUUUAUGCAAGAGGUAAUUAUAAUGGCCUCACAGAGGGAAAAGACAUAUCAAACACUGCGACAUUAGCAGAGAACAGAAAUGUACCUUUGUAAUUGAGUUUUGUUUUGUCGCCUUUUUAAAAGAUGGAAGUCUAUCUAUUAGAAUUGACAAUUUACUCAUGAGUGCCCUACCUGUUCAAUGCAGGUCUUGCUGAUUUGGUUGUUAUUACAGCAGUACCCUAGGAAAAUGCUAAAUCUUUUUUUAAAACACACACACACAUUGUUCAUAUAUUUUAAUCCCUUUUUAAAAUGGCUGGCCUGGGUUUUCUAAUGGUUGGCCUAGAUUUUGAAAUAGUCAGCCUUUAUAUUGGUCAAAGAACAUAUUGCAUUUGGUAGCGACCUUCAGAUACAUAUUGCCUAGUACUGUGAAUCACAAUGAGUUGACAGAAUGGACAGAUUGCAGACUUCCGGUGUGACGUAAAGGUCUUAAUCAUCACUCUGGAGUCUUUUUCCAACUUAGCAAGAAGGAUUUGCCAAUACAUGUAUUUCUACCUGUCCCAAUGUCAUUUAAUCUAGAUUCUUGUAUUUAAAUUUUUAUUACGGAUGCCCUACCUUGUUAAAAGCAGCUUUAGAUAUCGAAGGCUAAUAGGUUCUUACACUGACAAACAUUGCUUUAGCAAACAUAUUUAUACAACUGAAACCUUUCAGUGCGUUUUUGUGCUCUAAGUGAGAAAAUGUAUAUUUAUGGUUACCUAUGGUGUGGACUUCUUUCCUUUGAACAUAAAUGUUUUGCACUAUUUUGUAUCUGAGGGUACAUGUUCUUAAAUCAAGUGCUUUAGAGGUCACUGUUGCAUUUGUGUUUUCUUCUAAUGCAAGUUCUUGAAAGACCAUGUGAAUGAAAAUUACCCCAAUGCCUCUGAAUUGAUUUCUUCUAAUGUAAUGUCUUACUUUGUUCUGUCACAAAACCAGGACUUGGAAAUGGUACUUACUUGGAUUUGCCAUACUGGGAAGUCUGGAGAGCUCUGAUCCAAAAAAGUGACUUUUUCAAGCUUUCCAUACAACCUUCAAAUCAAAGGUAUCAGUAGUGGGUCGGAACCUCUGCAUAGCAGGGUGGAUCUAGACUAGGCAUGAGAGACUGGACACAACUCAGUUUUGUGAUGCCCAAGUUAAAUGAAGCCAGCUUUUGGUUGGAUAUCAGAAAAAAAAACUUCCUAACUGUUAGAGCAGUACGACAGUGGAACCAGUUACCUCGGGAGUUAACUGAGUG